Molecule: messenger RNA, 1852 nt
Organism: Penaeus indicus
Lineage: Eukaryota; Metazoa; Arthropoda; Malacostraca; Decapoda; Penaeidae
Product: metal cation symporter ZIP14-like
Exons: 12
Coding region: 128-1852 (574 amino acids)
Biological process (GO): zinc ion import across plasma membrane; intracellular monoatomic cation homeostasis
Cellular component (GO): plasma membrane
Molecular function (GO): zinc ion transmembrane transporter activity; monoatomic cation:bicarbonate symporter activity
Source: RefSeq, a predicted model, not a curated record
UCAGCCGGUCGGGGAAGGGACGUUUCGUGGCAAAGAGCCCUCGAGGCCCGACAGAGGCACACGUUAACGUCUUCGCUCCUCUUGCCGCCUUUACAGGUGUUUCAAAGGCUUGAAGACAGAUACAAAGAUGUGCCAGACUGGGAAAACAGCGAGUGCAGUCGUGUCAGGGUUAAUAUGGAUGCUGCUUCAUUCGGCCGUAAUUGCGGAGGAGACGCUGACGGAUCACUGGAGUGCAGACUGGGGUCCUCCGCCAGCAAAUCCAGCAGACUUUGCAAAUUUUCUAUGGUACGGCUUCUCGGCCAACAAAGUCAACUUCACGCAGGAUGACUUGAAGAGGUUAUUGGAAUGCACCACAGGGAAGAAGGUGUGUCAGCCCCUCAGCAAGGAGCCGCCAGUAUCCGUGCUUUCCAAUUGCGAGAUAAACAAAGCCUUAUCUCCAGCGCAAUGUGGUGCUUUGAAAGAGUGCUCAAUCAGUCUAAGCCAAGAGGAGAAUAGAAAUUUAGACGUAGAAGAGUUGCGUGCCUUGCUUCCGGAGGUGUUGUACUUGUCCCAGCAUACAGAAGAGUGUGAGCUAGGAACCUCAAAGCCGGUCAAGACGAAGCCAAAGCCAGCAGAAGUUUGGGGGUAUGGUCUGCUCUUUGUCACACUGAUCUCUGGUUGCUCGUUGGUGGGGGUGUCGGUGCUGCCUCUGAUGGCACACACCUUCUACCAGCAGCUCCUGACGCUCUUGGUUGGUCUGGCAGUGGGUUCUCUGGCAGCUUCCUCCCUCUUCCACCUCAUUCCACAGGCCUUCGAAAUAAAUGCCAGAGAUGAUGGACACCACAGCUACCUCUUCAUAUCACUCUUCGUCUUGUUAGGCAUCUGGGGAUUUUUCAUGGUGGAACGUAUCAUUAAGAUAACAGUGACGCACCAAGCUUUAAAGGAAGAACAAAAUAAAUUUCCAAUCUCAGCAUCAGACCAAGUCAUCCUCUGCGAAAAUGGAGGAUGCGAACUUCAGAGUAACAGCGUGAAGAACGGAGACUUGAAAAACCACAAGCCUUCUGGACCAGUGAAAUCUGAGAGCUUUGAGAGCACAGAUGCAAUCCCUCCAUCAAAAGUUUGUAGUUCAAGAGAUGUUGAACUCAUUUAUGCAUCUCAGGAGCAGGCAAUAAAGGCUUCCUUUGGUCAUAAAGAGCGUCCCAAUACACAAGGCCACAAUCACAAUUUAGAGUUCCGACAAGGGAAGGACUCGGUCAUUAAGACUGUGGCUUGGAUGAUCAUAUUUGGGGAUGGAUUCCAUAACUUUAUUGAUGGAGUGUCAAUUGGAGCUGCGUUCUCAGAGUCCAUAUUGACUGGUAUAUCAAUAAGCCUGGCUGUGAUGUGUGAAGAAUUGCCGCAUGAACUAGGUGACUUUGCAGUCCUCCUGAAUGCGGGUAUGACCAUGAAGCAAGCAGUUGCAUACAACUUUCUUUCUGCAACAACCUGUUAUUUGGGUCUCAUUCUGGGAAUAGUCCUUGGGGAAUUUACCCAGAAUUCAACAGCUAUAUUUGCCUUAGCUGCUGGCAUGUUUUUGUACAUUGCCCUUGUAGAUAUGCGGAGCGAGAAAACGUUUAACAAGGAGAAAGUAUCUGUGUGGAUCUUAGCUGCUGUGAUGCCUGACGUUGAACCUGGCGGAAAGGAGACAUCAUCAGUCAAGAUGAAAAUAAUGCCAUCCCCCUAUGCCUGCAGAUGCGAGAACAGCGAGUUAGACAAGAUCGUCGCUGCCAUGGAAAUCCUCAUGAAAAUGGUCCAUAAAGUCGAAGAAUUAACCCUAAUGGGCAACCGCAUUCAUCUGUUGCCGGGUAGGAUUUUCGGAUCUUUACAGUAUCUGUGA